Molecule: messenger RNA, 2005 nt
Organism: Monopterus albus (swamp eel)
Lineage: Eukaryota; Metazoa; Chordata; Actinopteri; Synbranchiformes; Synbranchidae
Gene: hmx3a
Product: H6 family homeobox 3a
Exons: 2
Coding region: 370-1281 (303 amino acids)
Biological process (GO): regulation of transcription by RNA polymerase II
Cellular component (GO): nucleus
Molecular function (GO): RNA polymerase II transcription regulatory region sequence-specific DNA binding; DNA-binding transcription factor activity, RNA polymerase II-specific
Source: RefSeq, a predicted model, not a curated record
AUUUGCCAUUGUACAUGCCCAAUCGCCUAUACUUUCCGCAUUUAACUUGGAUGACAUUUUUAUUUCAUCAUUAGCAUCAGACACCAGACUGACAGACACGGUGGACACAGUUUGCGUUUUGACGAAAGAGCUCGGAAUGAGACAUCUCGAUGAUUAUACGUGUUUUUCUACCUCUCAAACGUUUUUAUUAUUUUUCUAGCUUAGAAGGACGUGUGUUUUGACGCGCUCCCCUGGUGUGAAAUCCCUCCGCUUUAAAUUACCGAGGAGAAUAAAACAGGAACCUCAUAAGGCCAGGUUAUCGACAGUCCCUAAGUCAGUUUUGUCUUUUUAAUUCCUGCUUCCGUGGUCCUCUGCGUUCAGACCACAACGAUGCCAGAGACAACGCCAGAGACGUGCGCUUCGGCCAAGGACUCUCCUUUCUUCAUUAAGAAUCUGCUGAACUGUGACAGCAAACCGUCCAAACCCAAGCCCGUACUGGCUGCCACCAAGGCGGCCUUAGAGGGAGGAUUUUCUCUUUCCCAAGUCGGGGACUUCAACUUUCCACGCUUUGACCUGCCCGCACAGAGGUUCAGUCUACCGGCUCACUACUUGGAGCGCACCUCGGCGUGGUGGUACCCAUACACCCUCAGCUCAUCCGCCCACCUACACAAAACUGAAGUCACCGAGAAAGCAGGAGCCCGAGACUCCUCUCCUACCUCGGGCACGGACAGAGACUCUCCGGACCUGGUACUCAAAUCCGAACCAGACCUCAAAGACGACGACGAAUUUGAUGAACACAAUAAUAACAAAAGUGGCGACGAGAUAAUCCUGGAGGAGAGCGACGCAGAAGAAACCAAAAAAGACGAUCUGGAAGAGUGGAAGAAGAGAGACGAGGACAAGAAGCCCUGCCGCAAGAAGAAGACGCGCACGGUUUUCUCCCGGAGCCAGGUGUUCCAGUUGGAGUCCACCUUCGACAUGAAGCGGUACCUGAGCAGCUCGGAGCGGGCCGGCCUGGCCGCGUCCCUUCACCUGACGGAAACUCAAGUGAAGAUCUGGUUCCAGAACAGGAGGAACAAGUGGAAAAGACAGCUAGCCGCGGAGCUGGAGGCUGCCAACCUGAGCCACGCCGCGGCGCAGAGGAUAGUCCGAGUGCCCAUCCUCUACCACGAGAACUCGGCCUCUGAGAGCGGAGGCGCCGCUGCCAACGUGCCCGUGAGCCAGCCGCUGCUCACCUUCCCGCACCCAGGGGUCUACUACUCCCAUUCCAUCGUCACACCUGUGCCGCUGCUCAGACCGGUUUGAAAAUACCUAAGCUUUGGGGUACAAGUUGGUGUUUCUUUCCAAAGUCAAGUAAAAAAGAAAAUAUUUUUAUACAACUGACAUAAUGAAGAAAAAAAUGAAAGAGACACUGUCAGGCCUAUGUGGACCUAUUUUGGCAAAAUUAUAUUGUGUCAUUUUCCAUAAGGAUGCCGUUUACACAUGAUCCAACAAUUCAAGCCCCAUAUUAUUAUUAUUAUAAUAUGAAAUCAUCACCUCAGGAGUCCUCCUGCUUAUACUGCCUAAAGAAUGUUCUAUUUUAUUUCAUGUUAUUUCACUUUAUCUCAUUUUAUUCUAUUUUAUUUUAGUUUCUCUCCGGUUUCUACACCCUAACUACUACUGGACUGACCUUGUUUACAAAAAAAAAAAGAGCGGCCAAAAGGCGCAGGUCUGCGUAUCAGCCAUCACACUUAUUUGAUUUAAUUUACAUUUCCAAAACUGAUAACACAUUGAUGUGCAAUACACUGGCGUGCUUGAGUAAAUGAAUUGACUCACUGGGAAACCUGUUUAGUUCUGUCAUCCAUUCACGGUGGACUGAUGACGCUUUGUUGUAAUAGUUCCCUUUUUUUUUGCUAUAAAGCGCGUGACGGGGGACAAUCAAGACACUGUCAACUGUAAAAUACCCUUGUAGCUUUAUGUUUAGUUUUGGUGAUUCUCACUCGUGUUCCCACCACAUGGACACAUCCUUCAAGCACAAGUGUGAGCUCCA